AUGUCGAAUCUCGGGGCACUCCAGGAACGGUGGCAUACACUCUACACGAGAACGCUUCCAGCCCUCGCAAAAGCCCGUGAUCCUGCCCAAUCACGGUGGCCUGUGAACCUCGACCAUUGCUUUGCGCGCAUUAUCCUUGAUAAUACGAUAGGGAACGGUGAAAAGCAAUGGGACAAGAUCAUUGCCAAACCCGCAAUCAGGAAUAUGACCGAGCAGCAACUUCAUGACGCUAUUUCGCUCGGCAGGGAUAUUGAAACGGGGAAGGUUGAUCUCUGUGAUCUUGAUGAAAUCAGCUUGCAAUGUAGAGGGAAGAACGAAGGUAAAUAUCGAAGCACCCCAAAUAAAAGGGCUCAAAGUCCCAACAAGCCUUUGACCCGCGGCGAGGAAUAUUUUGCAGAGGAUACAAAUCAAGAUCAGGCAUCUGCACGAAAGAAGCCUCGGCUUGACAAACAGCAAACGAAGUUGAACUUUCAAACAGAGACCAAGUUGCCUGAGGACAAGCCUAGUGUCACUGAUGUGUGGCAAACCGGAGCAACCAUCGAAUUUAUCGAGGAGACCAUAAAUCGCAUACGGAGUCAUCCCACGCUCACCCCAUACCGAAAAAGGUUGUACACCACCCUCCUAUCCGUCCCGAGGGGUCGCUAUACUACCUACGCUGCUAUGUCGGACUACCUGAACUCUUCUGCACGAGCCGUUGGAAACGGAAUGCGACACAACCCAUUCGCUCCCGAUGUACCGUGUCACCGUGUCCUGGCAGCGAACGGCACUAUCGGUGGGUUUCAUGGUGACUGGGGCAAGGACGGCAAAUACGCCAAUAAAAAGAUCGAGCUGCUGCGAAGUGAGGGCGUGAGGUUCGAUUCAAGUGGGAAAGUCGUGGGUGCUCCUUUUCACAGAUUCCAUACUUUCGAGGACCUCCGAUAG
Messenger RNA from Exophiala spinifera, 921 nucleotides. RefSeq lists its product as uncharacterized. The coding region runs from base 1 to 921 and encodes 306 amino acids. The record is from RefSeq and is a predicted model, not a curated record. Gene Ontology annotation, biological process: DNA repair. The transcript has a single exon. NCBI's taxonomy places the organism in Eukaryota, Fungi, Ascomycota, Eurotiomycetes, Chaetothyriales, Herpotrichiellaceae. Gene Ontology annotation, molecular function: methylated-DNA-[protein]-cysteine S-methyltransferase activity.